AUGCGGGGCAAAACCGGACAGCAACAGAGACGGCAGUUUUUGAAGACGGCGCUUGCCUGCAGCAGCGCAUUCGCGCUUUCAGGCUGCCUCGGAUCUUCACUCGGCUCGCUGCCGGGCGAUCAGGUGCAACCUACCGCCCAGCCCCAGACGACAGGUGAGGUCAUCGGGACCGGCAGUGUGCGGGUCGGUCUGCUGUUGCCCCUGGCCGCCAGUGGUGGCAAUGCAUCCAUCGGCACCGUUUUCAAAAACGCCGCCGCGCUUGCACUGCAGAAUUUUCCGAAUGCGGACGUCCAGCUUCUGGUGAAGGACACCGGAGGGACGGCCGAAGGCGGGCGAAGUGCCGCUCAGUCGGCAAUCUCGGAAGGCGCCGAACUGAUCCUUGGACCUGUCUUCGCACCGGCAGUUUCCGGCGCUGCAGCCGCAGCACGGGCCACUGGUGUCCCGGUCAUCGCGUUUUCAACCGACACGUCCGUCGCGGCACGCGGUGUCUAUCUUCUGAGUUUUCUUCCCGAAUCCGAUGUCAAGCGGAUCAUCGGCUAUGCCAACAGUCAGCAGAAACGCUCCUACGCCGCACUCAUACCGGAUGGUUCCUACGGGGCUGUCGUUGAAGCCGCCUUCCGACAGGAAGUCGGAAAGGGUGCAGGCAGGAUCGCGACCAUCCAACGUUACAAGAUGUCGGGCUCGGACACGUCGGAUCUGGUUGCCAAGACCGCUGCACUCAAGUCGGUCACGAACAACAUCGAUGCCUUGUUCGUGCCGGCCGGCGGCGGCGUUCCUCCUCUUGUCGUACAAACUCUCGUCAGCCAGGGUGCAAAUCUCGGGAACAUCAAGAUCCUGGGAUCCGGUCAGUGGGAUUCCGCGCAGGUCAAGAACAACUCCGUGCUGGCGGGCGCGUGGUUUGCCGGCCCUGAGGACAAGGGGUUCCAGGGAUUUGCAAGACGCUAUCAGAGCACGUACGGAGCGACCCCGCCUCGCAAUGCCAGUCUUGUCUAUGACGGCGUUACACUUGCCGCCGGCCUGAUCCGCUCCGCUGGUCCGCAACGCUUCCAGCAGAGCAUCAUGACGAACCGCGACGGAUUUAUCGGGAUCGACGGCCUGUUCCGUUUCAAGUCGAACGGAUUAAACGAACGUGGGCUCGCGGUAUAUCAGAUUACCGGGCGGGGCACCGAAGUGAUUUCACCGGCGCCCAGGGAUUUCCGGACCGGUUUCUGA
Effrenium voratum is the source of this 1212-nucleotide messenger RNA. The record is from the annotation of a GenBank genome assembly. NCBI's taxonomy places the organism in Eukaryota, Dinophyceae, Suessiales, Symbiodiniaceae.